UUCACCUGUGCCCAACCUGUUUAUCUGCCGCUCCUCUGACCCGCAGCCUAAGGAUAAAUUCAAAUCUCCGUCGUUUACCCUGAAAGUUUGACUUUUCACUGGUUUCGCGGAGUGAACGCCACAACUUACCGCAGCUUCUGUGUGUUUGUUGUCAGAGGUUUUGUUUGAGUUUUAACUGGCCGACUGUGAGGACUUCGACCUCGGUGAGGUGCUUGACUCAAACAAGGAAGUCUAGUCCGCUAAACCCGUCCUUGAUGAAGUCGACGGGCCGUCAGUAACUGGCAGCAAAUGCCCACGGUGAGCUACUCUGAAAGGAGCUUUUAUUCUCGAUGUUUAUCCUCUAACGCUGGCUUGUGACAAUCUUGGACUGUUUGCGGACAGUGCCAUCUAAACAGGAUAAAGCAGCUUCCAACCUCCUCGGGACAAGAUGAACAUUUCAUUGGAAGACAUGGAUUUAUCAGCCGAAAAUAAUUCUAUUGUCCACCUGCCUGCGCCACUUCUCCCGGAGAAGUCUGACAUCUCUAACAUGACCAUCAUCCGAACCAGCAACGGGUCAAUCAUAGAGGACCAGAUGUUUCUAAACACAGUGGCUGCUCAGACCCUUUCGGGGAUAUUUGUCUGGUCAGCCUUGCUCAUAACAUGCCACCAGAUCUAUACACACCUUCGAUCCUACACUGUCCCCAAUGAGCAGCGCUACAUCAUCCGUAUCCUGUUCAUUGUGCCAGUCUAUGCCUUUGAUUCUUGGCUCAGCCUGCUCUUCAUCAGCAACGACCAGUACUACGUGUACUUUGAUUCCAUUCGAGACUGUUAUGAAGCAUUUGUCAUUUACAAUUUCCUGAGCCUGUCCUUUGAGUAUCUGGGAGGAGAGAGUGCAAUCAUGUCUGAGAUUCGAGGGAAGCCAAUACAAUCAAGUUGUCUGUACGGUACCUGCUGCCUCGUUGGUAUGAGCUACUCCAUUGGCUUUUUAAGAUUCUGCAAACAGGCGACUCUCCAGUUCUGCGUUGUCAAACCCAUCAUGGCAGUCAUCACCAUCAUCCUCCAGGCCUUUGGCAAAUAUCAUGAUGGAGAUUUUAACGUCAAUGGAGGAUACCUGUAUAUCACAAUCAUCUACAACUUCUCAGUCAGCCUGGCCCUCUACGCUCUCUUCCUCUUCUUCUUCGCGACAAGUGACCUGCUCAGACCGUACGAACCAGUGCUCAAAUUCCUCACAAUUAAAUCUGUCAUCUUCUUAUCCUUUUGGCAAGGAAUGGUCCUUGCCAUCUUGGAACGCUGUGGCGUCAUCCCCAACGCCCUCUUCAUCGAUGGACAAGAGGUCGGCGCUGGCACCGUGGCAGCAGGCUGGCAGAAUUUCAUUAUCUGCAUCGAAAUGUUCUUUGCUGCCAUUGCCCUCCGAUAUGCCUUCACCUGCACCGUCUACCAGGAGAAAAAAAAUGAAGUGCCAGAGAACAUCCCCCCAAUGCAGAGCAUCUCCAGCGGGCUCAAGGAGACCAUAAACCCUGGAGACAUGGUGCAGGAUGCCAUCCACAACUUCUCCCCGGCCUACCAGCAGUACACCCAGCAGUCCACGCAGGAGGUGGUCCAGCCCAGUACGAAUGGAAAAGUGGCCACAAGCAACAAGAGCUCCCGCAAGUCUGACAAAAUCAUGCUGAUUACCUCUGAUGAUGAAUUCUAGACAUUUUUCCAGCAAAGUCCAGGUGUUUGUGUCCUUGCCACUCCUAUCUCUGACCCCCUGGGGAAACAGCUGUAUCGCAUAUCGCACAGAACUGGAUUGAAUCCAGGUGUUUAAUUUUCAUUAUCCCAGUAUUUAAGAUGGACCGCUUACUUCUGUCCUGUUUUAAUGAAUAAUUUAAGCACCAAGAGGAGGAUGAAAUUGAUAAUAGUUUUAAAAUCGAUGGCUUAAUGACCAGAGGACUCAUCUGCCAACAUCAUAUCAGUAAGAAUCACAGGAAAAUGACAUAUUAGCUUCGCUGUAUCAGAGCAGUCUGGAGCUACACGUUUUCUUUGAAUCAAGUUGCUGGAUGUUCAGCAGUGUCCCUGAUCCUGAUUCUGCUUCUGUCAUUAUGUCAGUGCUCGCUCUCUGGCCGUAUGAAGUGUGUUCCUCUGAUUCAUGUCAGUUUCAAAGAGGAGAUGAUUAAUAUGUGACUCCAGGUGGGAAGCAGGGGAGCCAGCGAUGGCUGGGAAUGUCGCUUCAUGGACUGUCUCGCAUCUGCUUGUUUGAAGUAUUUGCUGAGCAUUCCGCUGCAUGGUUUUCUGUCAAAUGGAAGGAUUCGUUCAAAGGCACAUUAGUUUUGGAGCAGGCACUUCAAACUGCAGACUGUAGCACUUCGCAAUCCUUUGUAUCUACCACGGCAUGGACAAAUUGGAUAAACCUGUCUCCUACAAAGUGGGAGUUGUAUUAUUCUCAUUAAUUUUCCCGGCAUGCUAAAGAGCACAAUUCAGUGCAACUAGACAGCCGUUAAAUAGACAUGAACAAUCAGUCUUUUUGCAGCUUGCACACUAUAACAAAUUCUUUUUGCCGAGCCUUUUUGUGUUUGAUAUGUUCACGCCACUAUUCAUGCUAUAAUUCCAUCUUCCAGGGAUUAUGAAAUGUGUACAGAAAUUGAUUGCUGUUAAUUCUGCUAUUUAAUAUGUUUAAUUUGUGUAAAAGAAAAAAAAAGUCUUUGUUUGAAUUCUGAAUUGGGAAGAUCUUAAUGUAUUUAGUGUGUGCAGUUCAGGCGUAGUCAGAUCAAACCAAAAUCUGUGUGGGGACAGGAGACUUUCUGCAGUUUCUUCUCCCAUUGUUUUUACUAGAAAUGUUAUCUGUGUUUGUCACAUGGGAGACAUAUAUCUUUCUAAGUAAUUUAGAUGUUGAGAAACUGGUUUUGUGUAGCAAGUAACAGUUUGUUGAAUUUUGAUACCCUCUUGUGCCAAUGAUAGCUGUCUUUCUGGGAAAGCAGAAAUUAAUUUACAGUUGGGUACAAAAAUAUAGAAAAUAGUUGUUGACAAAUGUCUUUUAGUCGUGUUUGGCACUCGUGCAAAAUAAAAUUUUUGUUUUGCCUCUG
Toxotes jaculatrix (banded archerfish) is the source of this 3041-nucleotide messenger RNA. RefSeq names its product transmembrane protein 184a (gene tmem184a). The record is from RefSeq and is a predicted model, not a curated record. Gene Ontology annotation, molecular function: transporter activity. The transcript has 9 exons. Gene Ontology annotation, cellular component: early endosome membrane. Lineage: Eukaryota; Metazoa; Chordata; Actinopteri; Toxotidae. The coding region runs from base 428 to 1672 and encodes 414 amino acids. Gene Ontology annotation, biological process: transport.